GAUUUUAGGAACCUCGCUUUAAAAUGGCGGCAUCCACUAUACACCCCUGCUAAAGGCGCUCCCGGCACAGGGGCCACCUCGCACAGCGCUGCUUUUUGCUUAUCCCGCUAACAGAUGGCAUGUGCUGCUGUUGCUGCCUCUGCCCCUACCGCUGCCACUGAGAGCAGGGCCCCUUAGCCUCUGGGUUUGCGCUAGCAACGGAAGGUUCUGAAAAGUGCCUUUUCUGAAAACUCUGCUGCUUGGAUUCUACUCUAGAGCUCUCUUUCCAAGCCCUCUCCCCACACACCCUUCUCCACUCCUGCCCCUACAAAACCCGCUGUGCUUGUAGUUCACUGUCGGCAACUUGCCCAUUUAUUUUUUUCUCUCAUUCUCAGUUUUCUUAGUCAUUUUCCCUCCCCUUGAUUUUGCAAAACGAUUUUUUUUAGGUUGUAACAUCCUCCCAAGCUUAUUCUUCAGAGCGAAGAAUUGGGGAGAUAGACUUUUCUCUCCCUGAUCUGAGACCUUUCCACACAUUGAAGGGCAGCCAGCAACAUAUGCUUUUUGUAAGAGUAAUUGAAAACAUCAACUAGUCAGCAUAGAAUUCUUUUGAAUGUCUGCCAGAUAUUUGAAGCAAAUUCAGCAAAGGAACAAAAUAUAGCAUUCACUAUCUUAACCUUUAUAGUCGCCUUCUUAGGACUUGGUCUCUGAUUUGAUUUUUGGUUCUUCUGAUACAUCAUUGACUUAAUAGGUGGCCUUUUGUCUUUCACCAGAUCACACUUGGCUUCAGUGAGAACCUAAGUGCUAACAAACGCGCUCCCCCAAAGCAACCUGCUCUCACUUCACAUUUGGCUCAGACUCACUUAGACUCCUUGAACCAUCCACAGUCAUAUUGUCCAAAAGAGGGUGCACUUAAUUACCAUUUUGCUUUCAAUAUGACAGCUGUCAAUGUUACUCUAAUUCGUGAUACCAAGUGGCUGACCUUAGAAGUUUGUAGAGAAUUUCAGAGAGGAACUUGUUCUCGAGCUGAUACAGAGUGCAGGUUUGCCCAUCCGCCAAGAGUUUGCCAUGUGGAAAAUGGCCGUGUGGUGGCCUGUUUUGAUUCACUAAAGGAUCGCUGCACUCGAGAGAACUGCAAGUACCUACACCCUCCGCCCCACCUAAAGUCGCAGUUGGAAGUUAAUGGGAGAAACAAUCUGAUUCAACAGAAGACUGCCGCAGCCAUGUUCGCCCAGCAGAUGCAGCUUAUGCUCCAAAAUGCUCAGAUGUCAUCCCUUGCAUCUUUUCCUAUGAAUCCAUCAAUGGCAGCUAAUCAUGCCAUGGCUUUCAAUCCUUAUGUACAUCACCCUGGGAUGGGCCUGGUUCCUGCUGAGCUUCUACCAAAUGCUCCAGUUCUGAUUUCUGGAAACCCACCUCUUGCACUGCCACCAAUGCCUGGCCCCAAACCAGUUCGUACAGAUAGACUGGAGGUUUGCCGUGAAUUUCAGCGUGGAAAUUGUACCCGUGGGGAGAGUGAGUGCCGCUAUGCUCACCCUACGGAUGCUUCCAUGAUUGAAGUAUCUGAUAACACUGUGACAAUCUGCAUGGAUUACAUUAAAGGGCGAUGUGCCCGGGAGAAAUGCAAGUACUUUCAUCCCCCUCCACAUCUGCAAGCCAAACUCAAGGCAGCUCAUCACCAGAUGAACCAUUCGGCUGCCACUGCCAUGGCCCUGCCGCAUGGUGCACUUCAGAUGAUACCAAAGAGAGCAGUCCUUGAAAAGGCCAACGGUGCCACCCCAGUCUUUAAUCCUGGUGUUUUCCACUGCCAACAGGCUCUGGCUAACAUGCAGAUUCCGCAGCCGGCAUUUAUUCCUACAGGGCCAAUAAUGUGCUUGGCACCCGCUUCAACUUUUGUGCCCAUGAUGCACGGUGCUACACCUUCCACUGUGCCUGCAGCAGCAACACCUGCCACCAGCGUUCCCUUCGUUCCAACAACUACAGGCAAUCAGAUGCCCCAAUUAUCAGUAGAUGAACUGAAUAGGAGCAUGUUUGUUUCACAGAUGUAGACGUUACCAGUAGAACAUUGAAAUUCUGAGCAGCAGAGUUACAGAAUGUCAGCAUCUCUCAACAGGAAACUCCAUAUGGCCUUUCUAUAUAUAUUCUUGUAUGUCUUCUACCAACACAACAAUAAGUGUGGUGCAGUCAAUAUAUUAAAGCACAGAUACCAGUUGACAAAUCCAAAUUUUAAAAACCUGUGGAGAUGUUAAAGCAAACAGAAACUUAACCACUGUGUGUUAUGUUAUGGAUUAAUUGUACGUGAAUUCGCCUAUAGAAUGCAACCAUAUAACUUUGUCUUGUGUAUGAAUUAUUAGAUCCAUAUUACAUGAAUUUUCCAUCUGAUAUGAAUUAAAUUUUUUGGUUUUUUUCAGUAAUGAUUUAUGCUGAAUGAAUUUCCACAGUGUGCUGUAGGCUUACUGUACAUUCUUGGUGGAUAAAUUCAAUUUUUGAAGUGUUACCUUACUGUUCUGUUUACAGGAUAGUCUAUUGGAUUGAUGUAGAAUGUGACUAAUAGUUCCAGUACCAUUUCCUUCAUUGGUAUAUUGUAUUAAAUUGGGUUCUGUUUUGCUUUUCUGUGCUAUAGUGUUUUGUUGUUUAUACGUGGUGUUUGAUUUCAAUUAGGAUGUUGUAAGUGGGGAACAGAAGUAUAUGUGAUUGAAAAAUAUGACAAAUUCAUGUUAAUACUCCUUAAACAAUUUUGUAAGUUUCUUGAGGCAUACAUUUAGAAGCCUCACUUUUGAGGGUGCACAAAACCUGUUCAUAAACCUGCAUGUAUAAAAUUUUACCUGUAGAUCUGGCCUUAUACAAUCAAUAAUAUACUAAAUUCUUAAAAGAGAAAAAUUUUACCUGCAUAUGAUAAGAAAGUUCAAAUGUUAAACUCAAACCAUUCCUCUUAAAUAACUUGAAAAUUAAGUAUUCACAUUUUAAUAAAUUUCUUAGCAUGUAUAAAAAUUAUGUAGAGUAGCUGUUACAUUUAUUGUGUCACAGGAAUCCUAUCUCUCAGCUUGAGUGUCUUAAAUUGAGCCAUUUGUCAUCUUCAGCUGAGAUAGUUUAAAGGUAUACUAAUCAUAGUUUAUAAAUCAAGCAGAGAGAUGUGGGCAUGGAGAGAGUGUCUAAUGUACUGGCAGAAAGUGUGUAAAACCUUCUGCACAAGUGCUAUUUUCCAAAUGCAAAUGGCUCGUGCUCUUUAGAUUCCUCUUUAAAUAAUAAGUAAGAUGCAGUCUGGCAAAAGUCAGUCCAGGUGGAAAGAGAAUUGUUUCCAAAUGAGGCCUUACCUCCCCAAACCGACAGUCUUUUUUAUUGAUCACAAAAGUAGGCUGAGUACAGGUUUGGAGAAAUGGCAGGGAUGCGGUCAAGAAGACACUGAAAAUGAUUUUGAAUAUGCAAAGGAACUAGAAAAGGUUUCCACAAUUGUCUUUCACAUUACUUUAGCUGAGUUUCCAAUAUUUCUAAAAACAACACUGAAGUAGCAAUCAUUAGUUCUAUAUUGGCAAGUGUUUUUCUGCCCAAACUUUAACUUCAGAGCUUUUUGGGGGAGGAGUUGUGAUGGUUUGUCAUAUAUAAACUUACUUUGUGUGUUUAAAAAUGAUAGUCACUUUUAGCAUCCUUUGGCUAAUAGAGAGUAGCAAUAUCCCAUGAGGGUAUGAGUUCUUCUUACUAAUACUUAAUAAAUAAUCUUACAAAUAUAGUAGUCCAUCAGUUUCUGUGACAUAUAGUAUACCUCUUCUUCUCUACAAAGUUACUAACAUUACUAUUAUUAUAAGAGGGAGGAAAUAUUUUCAACAGCUUAAGUAGAUUUAAUACUUUGUACUCAAUACAUAUUCUCCCGCUGGAAACUAUAAAAUCAUCAAAUUUUUAUAUGUAUAAAGGUUGUUUUACUUCGUGAAAAUAAUAAGCAUAGAGAAAACAUUUGGGAUAAUAUAAGACAAGUAAUUGGAUUGAUUUGCAGAACAGUGGAGCUGGUAAAGACUUUAUUGCCUUUUCCACGACUGAUAAAACAGAGAGCCAGGCCAUGUGACUUGCCUAAGGCGGCCUAGUCAUGGGAGCCAAUUGUUCCUCCUUUUUACAUCUUCCUUUGGAACAUUUGAGACUCUGACUCAAAACAGAUCAGAUUGGCUCAGAAUACAAAAAAAAAGCAAAAUUACCUCUGGUGGUUUGUAUCCUGUUGAUGUUAAUUAUACA
Messenger RNA from Acomys russatus (golden spiny mouse), 4194 nucleotides. RefSeq names its product muscleblind like splicing regulator 3 (gene Mbnl3). Bases 912 to 2021 code for a protein of 369 amino acids. The record is from RefSeq and is a predicted model, not a curated record. Gene Ontology annotation, molecular function: metal ion binding. The transcript has 10 exons. Lineage: Eukaryota; Metazoa; Chordata; Mammalia; Rodentia; Muridae.